This is a messenger RNA of Vitrella brassicaformis, 1730 nucleotides long. The record is from the annotation of a GenBank genome assembly. NCBI's taxonomy places the organism in Eukaryota, Vitrellaceae.
CACAGAUUGAUCAACACAUCACGUGCCUGUCGCUCAAGCGUCUCCAUCACCCACUCACCACAUUCAUCAGAUUAGAUUGACAGUGGCAGGGCAGCCAAGACAGACACCUCACUUACAACGCACCACGAAGACAUACAAACGAAGGCAACUCAUAAGCUGAUUGCUCCGGCCGGUUGUUGGCAACACUGGCAACACUGCCAACACGCACAGAAGAACCUACCUACCCUACCUCCCUGCCUACCCACGCACAUCGCGCACGCUCAUACGAGCAUCUUGGGUGACUCAAUCGGACCACACCACAAGAAUGGCACACAGAGAACCACCCAAUGCCUCGUCUGCUCGACAGGAAGAAAGUGGCUGACAGACGCGGACAUCCACAUACCACGCACUCACAGAGGGUGACGCACCCUCGAUCCCCGCCCACACCCCCCCACAAACACACAUUCGACGCAGGCACUUGAACAAACAUGGGCACACAUCCGUCCGUCUACACGUCAAUUAAUGCUCCCGUCCUUCCCGCCCAACCCCACCCACCCCCCGGCUCAUCUCGCUCUUUGUGUAUCGUCCGCCAUAGGGCCAACUAGGCCCCACAGCGAGUGAUAACCACGGGCGUAUUGGAAGAAGUCACCGGCUGGUUGUUCAGCACCGCCGGCCUGUCCUGCCCUCCAUACGAAGAGGACACCAUCGUGGUGUCCGAUUCGCCAUUAGUCGCGGUCUCCUGGUCGGUCGUGACCGGCUGCUCCAUGGGCGCCGGAGGGGCGGUGGGGGCCGUGGUGGUGAGGACGGCACUCGACGCCUCGCCACCCUCUUGAUCGUCUGCGUUGCCGCCAUCCUCUUCUCCUCCACUGAGGUCGCUUUCCAUUAGCCCCCUCAUGCGCAAGUACAAGGCCGCAGACUCCUCCUCGUCGAAGUGGAGGGUGAUGGCGAAUUGCGGGAUCUUCCAGGUCGUGUACCUGCAGAGGAGAAGCAGACCCGGCCAACAGAGAGAAGCUGGAUGCCAAUCAAGCACGCCGUGUUCAAGGAGACUCGAUGUACCUGCCGCUGAUGGACUUGCGGGCGGCGUCGAAGGUACCCGUCACGUCCACUCGGCGCUCCCCCCACGUGCCCUCGCUUCUCUUUUCCCACGACACCAUCCCAGUAGUCAUGUUGUAGAAGCCUUUAACCUUGAACUCGCCGUCUGCGUCGGCGCCCGCGCCGGUCACAGUGCCGUCAUGCUCGAAUAUGAGCAGACAUUUGGUCGGGAGGGUCACUUUGGUGCCAGAUAUUCGGUUCACGUAGGUGCCGCGCCACAUGCCAGACGAAGGGGGCGAGGCGGUCGGUGUCGGCUGGAUACGCCUCUCUCGGCUGUGGCCCAGCCAAAUGCUCCUGCACUUGUAACCGAUGAUGACGACGAUGAGGAUGCCGAAAAUGAUGCCCAUAACGUAGAGCAUCACUAUCAGCGCGUCAGCAGACCCAUAGCCGCCACCUCCCCUGAACCGGAUUCGCCUCAGUCGGCGGCCCUCGUCCGCAUCAGCAAGAGUCAGCACGGCCGAGAAGAGCACCACAGCGGCCAGAAGCACAGACGAUAGACGACGGGUACGGGAAGAGAAAAGCGAUUUCGCCAUUUCUGGGAUCUUGGACAGAUUCCUUCAGAGGUGAUGCAGAUGAGCUUCUUGGAGCUGCAGCCGCCCACGACAGCUGGGGAGGGGAGGGAGAGAGAGGGGAGAGAAGAGAAGAGAAAAGAGAUGAUG